AUGUCGCCUGAUCCAGAGAAAACGAAAAAGGCACCCCGUAAACAUGUCACCACCGCCUGUGUGCCAUGUCGGGAGAGCAAAAUCAGGUGUGAUGGAGCUACUCCGCACUGCCAGAAUUGUCAGCGCAAGGGGAAAGAAUGCAAAUACCAACAUGGAGAUGACAAGCGCAAAGUGUCUCUUCGAGCAUCAACGGAGCUGUUCUCUGCCCGAAUUGACCAACUUUGUCAUUUCAUCCAGGAGCAGGGGCUGGAGCCACCGCCAAUGAAUCCAGAGGAUGAGGCUGGCAUGAACAGGGUUUUAGAUACCCUCCAGAUCCCGCGUGGAUUCCCUCAAGUCUCAGCAGUGGCCGAUGAAAAGCGACCAUCGGUUGAGCCAACAGCCUCGGGGGGCUCGAGCAAAUCUCCCUCCCAAGAUCCGCCUACUGUAAAUCCCAAGGGACAAUCCCCGAGUACCAAUUUGGUUGCUUCUGGGGCAUCCCCAGCGCAAGAUACUGCGUCUAGUGGAAAAGGCCCGUCACCUGAGGGCUGGAAUCCCUUUGGAAUGGUACCAGGCGCUUCCGACAAUCAAAACUUUGUGCAUUGGGGCUUCACUUUGCCAACAGCUGAAAGUCUGGACACGAUUUACGCCAAUCUCAACGGAGGGCCGAGGGCCCCUGCAAUGCCUAGAAUGCCCGUCAACACCGAAUUGAGCCCGGACAGCUACCAGCUUGGCAUGGACAUGGCCCAACUGCCGGGGGUUUUGCUAGGCCAGCUACCCUAUGACGGAGAAAAUGACUCGGACAGCGGCGAAGAGGACGAGGCUGAAAAUGACGUUAUUGAGCAAUUGUCGCACCGAAUUGGCACUUUGAAAAUUGCGGGUGAUGGGCAUCUGCGAUUCUACGGUGCUACGUCCAACCUCAAUUUGGUGGACGUGUCUGCGACACAGCAGCGGCAGCGACCAGACGCGCGGACUGUGCGCCACGAUGGUCAGGAUAUUCUGAAUCACCUCCGGGUUGGUCAACCUGUUGAUCAAGCCCUGGAGGAUCAUCUUGUGGAGCUAUACUUCACCUGGCAAAACCCCAGUACAUACAUUGUCGACAAAGAGAUGUUCAUGACGGCGCGAACUAAAUGGCGCAACGAAUUGGAUGAUACUCCAUUCUAUUCGGAGGUUUUAACUAACGCAAUGUGUGCGAUCGGGAGUGCCUUUGAGGCGCGCUAUCACCCCACUUUCAUCACUUUCCCCAAGUCUCUCUCUGAAUUCUUCGCAGACCGUGCUAAGGCCCUUCUCGAAAUUGAACUCGAUUCUCCUUGUGUUGCUACUGUUCAGGCCCUCGUCAUUAUGAGCUCCCACGAAGGCGCAUCAAAUCGCGAUGCUCGAGGUUGGCUGUAUAGCGGAAUGUCUAUGCGGCUUGCUUUCGAUCUUGGUUUACACUUAGAUAUGACGGCGUACGUCAACAAGGGCGAAAUCACCCAGUUCGAGGCUGAUGUACGCCGUGCCACUUUUUGGGGAAGCUAUGUCGCAGAUCAUUUCUGGGGCUUCUACUUGGGUCGCCCAUUCCGCAUGAACGCUGGAGACAUAGGUGUUCCAAAACCUGGCUCUGCUCUUUGUCCUGAAAGGGAAGAAAACUGGCAUCCAUACGGCCAUCAAGCUGCUCAUGUGCUAUCUCAGAACGGCCUGAGGAAUCCCAUGGAGCUAAUAUGCAGGCAAUUUGUUGUUCUAUGGGAGAUGAUCUCCCCAGUUGGUCAUAUUUUGUAUGGAUGUUCCGACAUCUCUCGGCACGACUUGCAAAGAAUCUGCUAUCAAGUGACGGAAGAUUUGUUCGCCUGGAAAGCAAAUCUUCCUUCUAGCCUUCAGAUUGAUCUGAAUGAUGAUACAUCGCCAAUAUUGCCUCAUUUGAUGAUGCUCCACAUGCAAUACCACCAGAUCAUCAUUUUCUUCCACCGCCCAUGGCUCUCGAAAAGCUAUAUUCAGCCCCGUAGCCCUCGUCAAGGGCCCGGGUAUCACCACGCACGGCGCAUGUGCGUGGAGUCAGCCACCGCCAUCGCACGACUACUCCAACUCUUCGAGAAGCACUACACCUUCCGCCGCAUGAACAACCAAGUGGUAGCGAUAAUCUUCAGUGCAGCGCUCAUGCUUCUUUUCGUAACAGUAUCGAGCUCCCCAAUGAGUCCGGGAAAACAGGGUGACAGCCCGACACACCCCCGGAGCACGGAAAUGGUAGCAUAUCUCAAUCUGUGCUUCCGCGCUCUUGAUGAACUGGGCCAAUCAUUCGACAAUGCCAAGCGCACCCGCGACUACCUUGUUACCCUCCAACGACGUUGGCAAGCAAACAUGCGCCGACCCGGCUCCGCGACGAAACGCCAAAACAGCAGUGCUAACUUGGCGUCGCAGGGCUCACAGAAGCCGUCAAUGCAGCAUAUCCGUGCUGCCAACUCUCAGGGAAUAGAUGGUUCGCGGAAGAAAUCUCGUUUAUCUGUUUCAGGGGUACCUCCCAAUAUGCAGUCAACAGCACCUGUGACGACCAACCAACACUCCCGCCUCUCUCAGCAAACCAUGCCUCCUCAUCAACAAUAUCACCAGGAAAGCUCUUAUCAACAACAAGCGCCCUUCCCCGUUCCAGUUCCCGAUUCCCAGCUAGGUGAUCUAGACUGGAUCCCCAACUCAGACAUGCGUCUUUUGUCCGAGACUCAAAAUGGCAACGCACUAAAUGGCUUGGGCCAGAUUCCUUCUCCUCCCUUCCCCGAGGACCCCAGCAUGCUCUCCUCAGACAUCGGGGACAUUGAUGGAUGGUGGGCUUCGGAAAACUAUACGAGGACCUCAAUGCCGCCAUGA
Messenger RNA from Penicillium samsonianum, 2811 nucleotides. RefSeq names its product transcription factor domain-containing protein. Lineage: Eukaryota; Fungi; Ascomycota; Eurotiomycetes; Eurotiales; Aspergillaceae. The record is from RefSeq and is a predicted model, not a curated record. Gene Ontology annotation, biological process: DNA-templated transcription; regulation of DNA-templated transcription. Gene Ontology annotation, molecular function: DNA binding; zinc ion binding; DNA-binding transcription factor activity, RNA polymerase II-specific. The transcript has 8 exons. Bases 1 to 2811 code for a protein of 936 amino acids.